AUGAAAAAUACAACUCUGGGGUUGAUAAGAAAGACUCCAAGGUCGAUAGGCGAAAUGUUCCAAAAGACGGUUAGGCUACGACUACUGGGCUUGGCACUAUAUCCACGACUUAGUCAAUGUCUACGUUUACGUUGUGUAAGCUUUGUUCGACACAAUACUAUAGAUAGAUUUUCUACAGUCUCUAUCGGUAAGGACAAUAAUAGCAAGGAAAACAAGAAGCUUUGCUGGACAAAGAGUGGAGAUAGUUUGCUGCCGCUGGAACUAUAUGGAUCUGUGAAUGCUCCUAAGUUGGUGACGAGUAUAUCUACAGCUGAAGAGAAAAUUGUGGAAAACAUUUUGCGAAUAUAUGACACAAGCGAAUUGAGAAGAACCAUUUCGGAAUUGGAAGCAAUGUCUUGUCUUGAUGAACUGCCAUGUAUUGAGUUUUUGAUCAAGUCACAAAGUGUUGACUUUAAGAUUACCAAUAAUAUUUGGAUGCGGUAUAGGAAAAGCUGCAAAAGUCAGCAAGAGAUUGACAAAGUUGAUUGGUUGUACUUGUACUUAUUUAGAUUCAAUGCGAGCAUGAACACUGUUCCAAACUUUUCCCACCAAUGGAUGAAAAUAAGUCAAAACAAUACUAGUCUUUUCCCGCUUUAUAUGCUGAGUUAUAUCUGCACGCUUAUCAAUACUAAGCAAAGCGAACUUGCCAUUCAGUACUUUAUGCAAUUGUUGAAUGAUGAAACGAUCAACGAUAUUGAAUAUCUACCAAUAGCGAAAAUGAUACAAGUUUUGAUUGAAGAAGAUGACCAUAAAAACUUGCUUCGAGUUUUGGAAGUCGUAGCGUCUCGCCAACUCGCCUUGAUUUCCGAUAGUUUAUGGGUGAAUAUAUUAGAGUAUGGGUUGAAAAUGAACAACUACGAUAUUGUGCUACAUACCUAUCGAAAUUUCAUAAUGAGACAGUUUCCAUUGGCAAAAAUCACUAUUGAUGAUGUAAUUCUACAGCGUGAAAAGCCCAAUGAUUUACUUUUCAUCUCUUUUACCAACAGCCUAUUAAUGCAAAUCUUGCGGUGUUUUUCCUCGCAUGGAGAUGUUGAUCUGACAAUAGAUCUCAUUGAAAGUCAUUUUUUCCACAAAGUUGUUGCUGGAAGAGAAACCAUGAGCGCAGAGCUCUGUGUACAAAUUAUAGAAAGUCAUUGCUAUAGAAAGUCACAAGGUACUGAAACUGAAACUGAAACCGAAACUGAAAUUGGAAAUUCCAUCCAGUCUAUUGUUGAGUUGAUUGAUGUUUUUAUAAGACAAAGCUUUGCUUCGCGGUCGGAGCAAAUUGAGGCUGAGGAUUUGUUUUUACCCGUGAGUCUGAAACUUGCUUCCUUAGGUAUAGGCAGCGAGGAUUGUAUUGUCACCGAAUUUGAGAUGAACCAGGUGUUGAAAAGCAUUAGAGAAAAUGACUUUCAUGACAGAACAGUGAAAAUAUUCAAUGCUUGUUUAUUAAAUUAUAUCUUAAACUACGAGGUGCAUAGGGAGACAUUACAGAUGGUAUGUUUUUGCGAAUUUAGCCCCGCCUAG
Molecule: messenger RNA, 1545 nt
Organism: Lodderomyces oxycetoniae
Lineage: Eukaryota; Fungi; Ascomycota; Pichiomycetes; Serinales; Debaryomycetaceae
Exons: 1
Coding region: 1-1545 (514 amino acids)
Source: RefSeq, a predicted model, not a curated record